This is a messenger RNA of Cyanistes caeruleus (blue tit), 4241 nucleotides long. RefSeq names its product centrosomal protein 104 (gene CEP104). NCBI's taxonomy places the organism in Eukaryota, Metazoa, Chordata, Aves, Passeriformes, Paridae. The record is from RefSeq and is a predicted model, not a curated record. Gene Ontology annotation, cellular component: cilium.
AGGUCCCGCCAGGCCCUCGCGUGCUUUGUCCGCCGCCCGUCCUCGCUGUUCCCCCGGAACCGUGCGGCCGUGACCCUUCCGGGCCUGCGCCUCCUGCGGGGCAUGAGUUUAAGCUUGAAGGCUGUGGCUGUGACCAGCUCAGCUCCCCAGGAUGCCACACAAGAUCGGUUUCACUGUGGUCAGUUCAUCGGGACACGAGGAUGGGUUCAGUGCUCGGGAGCUGAUGGUUCACGCACCGACGGUGAAUGGGUGGCGAUCGCCCAGGCUCUGUCAGUAUCCCCAGGAAAUCAUCCUGCAGUUGGUGGAGAGAUGUCGGAUCCGGAAGCUGCAGCUGCUUGCUCACCAGUACAUGAUUGCAAGCAAAAUUGAAUUCUACAUCAGUGAAAGUCUGCCUGAAUACUUUGCUCCAUAUCAGUCAGAGAGGUUUCAGAGACUUGGUUAUGUCCCGCUCUCAGACAAUGAGAAGACUGAUUUCAGAGCUCGAGAGUUGAAAUCUGUGUACAUGGAUGCAGUUGGCCAGUACCUCAAGCUGAUUUUCCAUAAAAAUUAUGUCAAUAAAUACAACUUGUAUGGGCAGGUUGCCCUGGUAGCUGUCAACAUCAUCGGGGAUCCAGAGGACUAUGGCAAUGACAGCAUGAGCAGUCCUUCCAGAGAGAAGCUGAUAGAUCACUACUUGGGAAUUAAAUUGGAUGAUCCUGCCUUAGAUGGAACUUACCUUGGGAAACGUGACUCCAUUUCACCUCUGGAUGAUCUGGCCUUUGACAUGUACCAGGACCCAGAAGUGGCUCAGAUAAUCCGGAGGCUGGAUGAGAAGAAGCGGGAAGCUGUGUGUCUCGAGUACUACGACCAUGCCAAGAAGCUCAAACAGGCCAUUGCAGACUUGCAGAAGGUGGGGGAGAGACUUGGCCGCUACGAGGUGGAGAAGCGUUACGCUGUAGAAAAGGAGGAUUAUGACCUUGCCAAGAAAAAGAAGGAGCAGAUGGAUGAGUACAGGCUAAAGGUGUACCAGCAGCUGGACCUGCAUGACCUCCUGGAUACAAAGCUGCUGAUCCAAAAGCCACCUGAGUUGCCUUUGGGAUCUGUGAGUAGCACUGAGAGCCCCCAGAGCUCCCCUCCUGGGCCUGCAGACCCACCCCAAGGAGAGCCCCGGAGGGCAGAGCCUGUGCUGGAAGAGCAGGUGGUGGAUCCCACUUCUUCUGAGCUUCUUGUUCUCUCCCAGUCCCCUCUUUCUCCUCGGACUCAGCCCACAACCUCCAAGGAAGCGUUUUCCAAGAAAAAUGCUGAAUUUUUACCUUACGAUGAGAGACCUCUCCCAACCAUCUGCAAGCAGGUGGAUGAAGCUGUUGCCUGCCUUGAGCCAGAGGUGACUGAAGAGGGCAUGGGUGAUACUCCAAGGACUGGGAAUACUGAGGAGCCUGAACUGCUCACAAAAAAGGCACUGAGGGAAGCCAGCCCUGUUGUGGAAGUUUUUGGAGAGACUUUGGUUUCAGGAGCGUAUUCCAGAACUUGGUCAUGUCGAGAAGACGCUUUACUGACUGUGUACGAGAAGCUGAUGGAAGUGUCAGUGGACACUCCAAAGGAGGAUUUAAGGAACAUGCUGAGGGCUGCUGUUUUCCUUGUGAGGAGGGCCAUCAAAGACACUGUGUCUUCAGUUUUUCAGGCUUCCCUGAAACUUCUAAAAAUGAUCAUUACCCAAUAUGUACCAAAACACAAACUAGGAAAGCUAGAAACUUCUCAUUGUGUGGAAAAAACCCUGCCACAUUUGCUCUCUAGAACAGGAGACUCUUCAUCCCGUCUUCGUCUUCUGGCUUCAACCUUCAUCCAGGAAAUGGCACUGUGCCCUGAAGUAAAACCUCUCCAGAUUAUUCCAGUCCACCUGGUUAAAACAUUAAAACCAAACUCCCCAACACACCUGGCAAUGAGUCAUGUGGAAUUGGUGGAAUCUCUCUUGCGAGCCAUGGGGACUGAAAACUCUGGGUUUACCAUCAACAACGUCAUGAAGUUUGCCACGGGAGCUCUGGAGCACAGGGCUCAUGAGGUGCGUGAGGUGGUACUGCGGAUCAUCUUUGCCAUGUACAGGGAGCACAGGGCAGCUGUGCUGGAGUAUCUCCCACCGGACGAUGCCAACGCCCGCAAGACCAUGCGCUACAAAACUCUCUUUGAGGGGUUUGCCAAAAUCGAUGGGAAAUCUUCUGAAACUGAACUGAGGGCACAGAGAAAAGCAGCAGCAGAAGCAGAGAAACAGAAAAAUGAAGAAAUGAAAGUUCUAAAAGGCUACCCAGCAGCUUUAAAGUUAGAGUUACAAGCAGAGGUUGAAGCUGAAGAGGAGAAAGAAUCUGAUUUUCAGAAGAUAGAGGGUCAAGAUUACCAGGAAUACGAAGGCCCCCGGGUUACAGCAGCAAAGAUUCAGGAGGAACUUUCCUCUGUUGCAAAUUACCUGGAUAACUUGUGUAUUUUUUGUGGUGAAAGGAAUGAAUCCUUCACAGAGGAAGGGUUGGAUCUGCAUUACUGGAAGUAUUGCCCUAUGUUAACCCGAUGUGAGCACUGCAAACAGAUGCUGGAGAUCUCCAGCCUGACGGAGCACCUGCUGAUCGACUGUGACCAAAGGGACAGCUUUGGGAGGUGCCCACGCUGCAGAGAGGCCGUGCCCAGGGACAUGCUGCCCAGACACAUGAAGAGCAGGGUUUGCAAUCCUUCCAGACCAGAAAAUACAGCAAACCACUGCCCUUUGUGCCAUGACAACUUCCCCCCUGGAGAGGAGGCCUGGAGAUCUCACCUGAUGGGCAGAGAUGGCUGUAAAAUGAACCAGCGGAGGACAUCCCCCAUGAACAAAACCAUUGUGGUGCAGCCUGCCAAAGUGGGUGGCCACUAUUUAAGGAAACCGGGUCCUUCAGGAGCAAAAAUUCAACCUCCUUCAAUAGGAAGCAAGAUCAGAACCCGAGAGGGCCCAAAUAAAAGCAGUGGCAAAACAUACUCAAAGCGAUGACAGGACAAGUAUUUCUUCCUUUGUCUGAAUAACUGGGCACAUGGCUGUUCAGAGCUAUUUAAAAAUUGUGGGCUACUUGUAUCAUCUUUUGUGUGGACUGUUUUUAGCCUUGAGCAGUGCCUGGUGUGAUCCCCACGGCUGUCACUGCAGCACUGCGCUUGGCUCCUAGGAAUGCUCAUGUUGGAAAUACAAAAUGUUUUAAGACAAAACCAUUAUUUUUACAGAUAACUGUGCUCUCUUUUCCAAUCCCAUGUCUGUAAUUUAAUGGGUUCAAGCACAUUAAUUAUGUCAGGGGAGAGAAGUCUCUUCCCUGGGUCCUGUGAGGUGCUUGAGGAACAGGAGCCAUGCCUGGGGGAAGCCUGGCCUCAUGUGUAUGUCAGAUUUAGGGUUCUAAAGGCAGCAGAGCUAUACCCAAAGCACUGCUCAAUCCCAGGAAUUAGCACCAAAUGGAAAAGCCAGAGGGCUGGUUGGAUGUUUUCCUGUGCUGUGCCACUGUGCAGGAGGUAACAGUUCAUUGCUGCCUCUCUCACUGUGCACCAAGUGCCUUAUGAGCCCACUUGGCAGGAGGGUUAAACCAAACCCUCCAAGUCUGUAUCCCCAACAAAUGGCCCCUUACAGAAAUGAAAAAAAUAAUUUUGGUUGGGCCUUGAAGAGCUUGAAUUAGUAAAUUUAGACCUUUUUGCCUGCUUUAGUGCACUUUCAGCUCAAAUACUGAGCUUCUCUAUUUAGAUAUUGAUUAAAAUAACCGUCUAUAGACUGGAGUACAUCUUUAACAACUUCAGAGAGACAAAGUCUAUUAAGACCCAAGGCAUGAAGCUUUGUACCAAAGCAGCAAUUCUCACAUCUCUACCUGUAAUGUUCCAGCUGUUGCUUUCCAGUGUGGAAUUGGUACCAUGGGCACGAGAAUGAGUGAUCAUGAUAAUAUGAGGGGAAAUUUGGGGGGUUUUUUGCUCCCAUGGAGUGACUUUGUGGUGUUUUGUAUAUACAGAGCUGAUUUUGUAAUACAGUUUUUCUAGUUUGUCUGCAGUCUGCCUACCAGCUUAUGGGUUUUCCAGGUACAUCAGUGUGCUUGGAUUUCAAAAAUAUUUGUGUAAAUUGUUUCUCUAACUCUUUCAAAUACAUAUCUCAACAAUUACACACACAUUAGGAGCAUAUAUAUAGGUAUUUUUAUUUUCCCUUCAGUGACAUGGGUUCCUAUUUGAGAACCUGAUUCUGUAUGCUGAAUAAAUAAUAAAUAAAUAUUAUUAAAAAAUAA